Molecule: messenger RNA, 1168 nt
Organism: Melampsora larici-populina 98AG31
Lineage: Eukaryota; Fungi; Basidiomycota; Pucciniomycetes; Pucciniales; Melampsoraceae
Exons: 4
Coding region: 382-720 (112 amino acids)
Source: RefSeq, a predicted model, not a curated record
CAUUUUGAAAAUCCUGCGCUCAAUCUGUUCACAAGCACCUAUUGAUGAACAACUCGAUCCUCUAACCAUCCAGUCCACCGCGUAUUGCGCCAUCAUUGAUCCUCACCGUUCGCCAAAUGUGUCUCCUUGAUCUUCCCACCUUGGAGCAAUCACCACCUCUACAGGGUGACCAUUGUAUUCAAAUCUACCACACAGCAGCACCCGUCUCACCGCAUGAGAAGACCCCAACUACAAAUUGCGUCGUAUCACGGUAUCUCCUUUCACAAUCUCUGAGGUUUGGCACUCACCAACUCGCGCCCGUUCUGCAUCAACAACAACAUCCCCAAAUAACAAUUCAUAUACAUAUAUCAUUGAUCACUUCGGCCUUUUAUUCAAAAAAACAUGGAAUCAAAUCAAAAUCAAGAUCAAACGAUAUCAAUCGAUUCAUCAUCUCAAUCGUCAACUCAAUCUAAAUCUAAUCAAUCUUCUUUGCCAAUUCAUUCAGAAUCAAAACCUUUGAUCAAAACAACAACAACUCCUAUUAUCCUUUUACGUCGACAUGAAAGUUCUCCUAAUCCUUCUUCUUCAACUCAACUUAAAUCAUCUGAUUUAAACUUUCAAAAUCAUCAAAAUCAUACUUUGUUAAUCAAUGGAAGAUCAAUUGAUAUUCAAAUCACUAAUCCUAAUUUGAUCUUUGGCUCUACUACUUCUCAUAUGAUCACUGAAGAACCUCAAUCUUAAACGAUAUCUCAUUCAGAUCAUUCAUCUACAUCCGCUCCAAGCCCUACCAUUUCUGAUAAAGGUGUCGAUUGAUUGGAUGCUACAGUUGUGGAGGCUAUGAUGACUGGUACAGUACAUGGAAAAUAAAUACACUUGCAAGCCGAAGUUGAAAUGGCUUGGUUUGUGACCUCAAUACAACAUUGUUGUUAUUGAGAUUGAUCUGAUUUUAAUCUUUCUGUCUUGAAUAAUACUAUCAUUCUCAAUCUCAAUCUUUUUUCAUGACUAUGUACAUUCAACUGCAUACUUGAUUUUUGUUAAUGGUUUGAGUUGCUUUUGGUAAACUUCAUAAGUUAGGUGGGAUCUUUAGGAAAUGCUCAAAGGGAGAAUCAGAGUGUUUUAUGAUGAUUUUCAUUCUUAUGAUUUCAACUAUCAUUUGGAUCUUUGGAUGUGAUUGAAGAUUGACUCUGUC